Drosophila grimshawi is the source of this 1238-nucleotide messenger RNA. Its product is annotated as alpha-tocopherol transfer protein. The coding region runs from base 198 to 1148 and encodes 316 amino acids. The record is from RefSeq and is a predicted model, not a curated record. The transcript has 4 exons. Lineage: Eukaryota; Metazoa; Arthropoda; Insecta; Diptera; Drosophilidae. Gene Ontology annotation, cellular component: membrane. Gene Ontology annotation, molecular function: phosphatidylinositol bisphosphate binding.
CACAUCGACCAUACUCGCGGUCAGUAGUAUUUACUGGUUAAAUUUCAAUUUAUUAUUUAAAUAACGCAGCACAGCACGACAUAUGCAUAUAUAAGAUACAGCUAUCUACUGUAUGUGCACACACACGCGAACGUCGGGGCACAUUCAUACUUAUAUAAAUUACUGCUAACAUUAAAUUAUAGACAAUUAAAAAGACAAUGUCAUCCAAUCGGAAUAGCGAUGAUUUUACCAUACGUCCACUCAGCGCCGAGCUGGAGCUCAGAGCGCAACAGGAGCUGGGCGAGGUGCCCGAUCGUGUGCCCGAGGAUAUUGAGGCAAUGCGCACAUGGAUCUCAAAGCAGCCACAUUUAAAGGCACGCGAUGAUGCACAAUUCCUGGUCGCAUUCCUGCGGGGCUGCAAGUACAGUCUGGAGAAGACGAAACUAAAGUUGGACAACUUCUAUGCGAUGCGUGGCGCGGUUCCAGAGCUCUAUAAGAAUCGCUUUGUGGGCGACAAACAGCUCAGCAUACUCAAAACGGGCUGCCUGCUGCGACUGUCUGAACCACUGCAACCGGAUGGUCCAAGGAUACACAUCUCGCGCUAUGCAUACUACGAUUCCAAUCAGUAUUCGAUUGCGGAGGUCAUGCAGGUCAACACAAUGCUAGGCGAGAUACAGAUACGUGAGGAUGAUAAUGCAAUGGUUUCCGGGUUUGUGGAGAUCAUUGACAUGAAGGGCGUCACAGCCGGACACAUGUUCCAGUUCGAUGCGAUGUUGAUCAAGAAACUGGCCGUCUUGGGUGACAAAGCGUUACCCUACCGACCCAAGGGAUUUCACUUCAUCAAUGCGCCAUCGAUCGCCGAGAAGGCAAUGUCCAUCGCAAAGAGUUUGAUGAGCGAUAAGAUACGGAAACGGUUCCAUAUACACUCCAAACUGGAUACACUCUACAAAUAUGUGCCCAAGGAGUGUCUGCCUGUAGAAUAUGGCGGCACCAAUGGCAACAUACAGAAUGUUGUGGAUACCUGGACGCAGAAGCUGAUCGACUACACCGAGUUCUUCCAGCAGGAUGCGGGAUAUGGUACAAAUGAGAAACUGCGACAAGGUCAGCCCAUCAAUUCCGAAACGCUCUUUGGCAUUGAGGGUUCGUUUAGAAAACUGGACAUUGAUUAGCUCUAAGCAACAAAGUAAUCCUAGCAGAUAUAUGGUAAAUAAUAACUGUUUAAUGUUUUAGAAAGAAUUAAUUAAAGCACACAAAAUCAA